Messenger RNA from Klebsormidium nitens, 561 nucleotides. NCBI's taxonomy places the organism in Eukaryota, Viridiplantae, Streptophyta, Klebsormidiophyceae, Klebsormidiales, Klebsormidiaceae. The record is from the annotation of a GenBank genome assembly.
AUGCCCCGUAGUCUCACUAUGUAUCACACGUCUGAAGGUGAUAACUAUCACGGAUCAAAAAGCGAGCUGGACCCGCCGCGUGGCCGGACUCGGCCCGGGACCAUGAUCACCCAUCGGUCCGUCCAGCGGGCGGCUGUGGCGGAUCUGGGGCGCGCGCAGUUAUGGCGGUUAUGGCGGCCGCCCGCCAUGCACUGCGCAUGCGCUGAGCCAGCUUCCCUGUUACUGGAGCGCGAGUACCCCGAGGACAAGUUGCCGCAGCAUUUGAAGGCAAGCGGCAGCUACAUGCUCAACCUGCAGCGGCAGCGCUUGGCCAGCUCGGCCAAUGUCAAUCCGCCGCUCCAACAGUCCGACUACCCAGAUUGCUACACAGACGAGUUGGAGCACCCCGGCGAUUAUGUGCUCACGGACGUUCCUGUGUGGCAAGCGUUCGAUCCUCAGGGCCAUGAGCGUCACCGCAUCAUCCUCCGGACUUGCUUCAAAGUGGAUGACGAGAGGUUCCUGCCCUUCUCCGCGUUUCUUGCCAGCGGGGCUCCGAAGCCGCUGUACCUGUCUCAUAAGUGA